AUGCCGGAGGAUUUGGAGCCGGGCGUCAUCCGGAAGCUGGACGAGGUGGUGGUGAACCGCAUAGCCGCCGGCGAAAUCAUCCAGAGGCCCGCGAACGCCCUGAAAGAGCUGCUCGAGAACAGUUUGGACGCCCAGUCGAGUCACAUACAAGUGCAGGUAAAGGCCGGCGGCCUGAAGCUUCUCCAAAUCCAGGAUAACGGAACUGGGAUACGGCGCGAGGACCUGGCCAUCGUCUGCGAACGCUUCACCACCUCCAAGUUGUCCCGCUUCGAGGACUUGGCCCAAAUAGCCACUUUUGGCUUCAGGGGAGAGGCACUGGCCAGCAUCAGUCAUGUGGCGCACUUGGCCAUCCAGACCAAGACGGCGAAGGAGAAGUGCGGCUUCAAGGCCACCUACGCUGAUGGCAAGCUCCAGGGACAACCAAAACCGUGUGCCGGAAACCAGGGAACCAUCAUAUCCAUCGAGGACUUGUUCUACAACAUGCCGCAAAGGAGACAGGCGCUCCGUUCGCCGGCAGAGGAGUUCCAAAGGCUGUCCGAUGUUCUGGCCAGGUACGCUGUUCACAAUCCCCAUGUGGGUUUCACACUACGCAAGCAGGGCGAGGCACAACCUGCCUUGCGCACUCCAGUGGCCAGUUCCCGGUCCGAAAAUAUCCGAAUUAUCUACGGGUCAGCCAUUUCGAAGGAACUACUAGAGUUUAGCCACCGGGAUGACGUGUUUAAGUUCGAGGCUGACUGCCUGAUCACCCAGGUCAACUACUCAGCCAAGAAGAGCCAAAUGCUUCUGUUCAUUAAUCAGCGACUGGUGGAGUCGAUAGCUCUCAAGACCGCCAUAGACUCGGUAUAUGCCACCUAUUUGCCUCGCGGCCACCAUCCCUUCAUCUACAUGAGCCUCACGCUGCCGCCCCAGAAUUUGGAUGUGAACGUCCAUCCCACCAAGCACGAGGUGCACUUUCUCUACCAGGAUGAGAUUGUAGAAAGGCUCAAGCAGCAGGUGGAGGUCCGUCUGCUAGGCAGCAAUUCCACAAGGACCUUCUACAAACAGCUUCGCUUACCAGGAGCUCCGGACCUGGAUGAAUCUCAGGCAGCGGAUAAAACGCAGCGCAUCUAUCCCAAGGAACUGGUGCGCACCGAUGCCAGUGAACAAAAGCUGGACAAGUUUCUGGCGCCUUUGGCCAAAAGUGACUCAGGCGUGUCCUCCAGUUCCUCCCAGGAGGCUCCUCUGCCAGAGGAGAGUUUUCGAGUCGCUGCGGCAAAGAAAAACCGAGAAGUGCGCCUCAGCAGCGUGCUGGACAUGAGAGACCGGCUGGAGCAACAGUUCAGUACUCAGCUCAGGAGCAUCCUCAAAAACAUUGUAUACGUGGGUUGCGUGGACGAAUGCCGAUCCCUAUUACAGCAGGAGACACGCCUAUAUCUCUGCAACACCCGUUGCUUUAGUGAGGAACUCUUCUACCAGCGGCUGGUUUACCAAUUUCAAAACUUGUCAGAAAUUACUUUAAAUCCACCGCUGCCACUCAAGGAGCUCCUAAUGCUUUCGUUGGACAGCGAAGCAGCUGGCUGGACGCCUGAGGAUGGUGAUAAGGGCGAACUGGCUGCCAGUGCUGCGGAGAUACUGCUUAAAAAGGCCCCUAUUAUGCGGGAGUAUUUCGGGCUGCGCAUCUCGGAGGAGGGCAACGUGGAAUCUCUCCCCAGUGUGGUAGCCCAGCAUCGCCCCAAUGUGGCCCACCUGCCAGUUUACCUUCUUCGCUUGGCCACCGAGGUGGAUUGGGAAAAGGAGGCUCGUUGCUUCGACACUUUCUGCAGGGAAACAGCUCGAUUUUAUUCCAAACUGGAUUGGCGGGAGGAAUCAGCUGGGAGUUCCAGGUGGACCACGGAGCAUGUCCUAUUCCCAACCUUUAGAAAGUAUCUCCUGCCACCGCCCCGUCUCAGGGAUCAUAUUUUUGAGCUCACCAGCCUGCCGACGCUUUAUAAGGUGUUCGAGAGGUGCUAGUAUGCAUUUUAAUAAUGUUCCUUUUUAUUAAGCCAUAACUAUUAUUUAUGAUUCAAAUCUAGAUCUCCUGGAUCAUAACAUAUUCAACAAUA
Drosophila biarmipes is the source of this 2081-nucleotide messenger RNA. It is a transcript of the gene Mlh1, whose product is annotated as DNA mismatch repair protein Mlh1. Gene Ontology annotation, cellular component: MutLalpha complex. The transcript is spliced from 2 exons. Gene Ontology annotation, biological process: mismatch repair. Bases 1 to 1989 code for a protein of 662 amino acids. NCBI's taxonomy places the organism in Eukaryota, Metazoa, Arthropoda, Insecta, Diptera, Drosophilidae. The record is from RefSeq and is a predicted model, not a curated record. Gene Ontology annotation, molecular function: ATP hydrolysis activity; mismatched DNA binding; ATP binding.